Molecule: messenger RNA, 1191 nt
Organism: Brenthis ino (lesser marbled fritillary)
Lineage: Eukaryota; Metazoa; Arthropoda; Insecta; Lepidoptera; Nymphalidae
Source: the annotation of a GenBank genome assembly
AUGGCUGUGAGGUUGUUGUCAAAAGUUAAGCUCUUACCAGAGCUGAGAGGAGUAGCAUAUCUCAGUUCAGCCGCAGCACCUGCUCAAUUAUCCGAUUUCGAUCUUCAGCACAAAACCCCAGUUAUACGAAAGCAAAAACUUAUUCCUGUAGCUCAAUACGGAGGUCGACAUGCCGUUACCAUGCUACCUGGUGGAGGAAUUGGCCCCGAGUGCAUGGGUUACGUCAGAGAUAUCUUCAAAUAUAUUGGAGCCCCGGUAGACUUUGAAGUUGUAGACAUUGACCCCAAUGUGGACAAUGAUGAUGAUGUACAAUAUGCUAUCACCACUAUCAAGAGAAAUGGGGUUGGGCUUAAGGGCAACAUUGAAACUAAAAGCGAGGCCGCCUACGUGACGUCACGUAACGUAGCCCUCCGUAACGAAUUGGAUAUGUAUGCAUACGUACUCAACUGCAAGUCAUACCCUGGUGUUAUAACAAGACAUAAGGAUAUUGAUAUUGUUAUUAUUCGGCAAAACACAGAAGGCGAAUACGCCAUGUUAGAACAUGAGUCAGUGCAAGGUGUCAUUGAGUCCAUGAAAGUGGUCACAGCGAGUAACUCUGAGAGGGUUGCCAGGUUCGCGUUUGAGUUCGCCAAGAGGAAUGGUAGAAAGAAGGUAACGACAGUCCAUAAAGCUAACAUAAUGAAGUUAUCCGACGGUCUUUUCCUAGAGACGUCCCGUCGCAUGGCGGAGGAAUACCCUGAAAUAGAACACAACGAUAUGAUCAUUGACAACUGCUGUAUGCAGCUUGUGGCAAGACCACACCAGUUUGACGUGAUGCUAAUGACCAAUCUGUACGGAUCGAUUGUGUCCAACGUAGUGUGUGGCCUAUUGGGAGGUGCCGGCUUGCUCUCAGGAAGGAAUUAUGGAGACCAUUAUGCUGUGUUUGAGCCCGGUACCAGGAAUACGGGCACAGCCAUAGCCGGCAAGAAUGUAGCGAACCCCAUAGCGAUGAUCAACGCUUCGGUUGACAUGUUGGAACAUCUCGGUCACCAUUUCCAUGCUGAUCUCCUCAGACGUGCAAUCAACAAGACUGUGAAUGUUGACAGGGUCCUGACAACCGAUGUGGGUGGAACAGCCUCCUCGACGGAUGUGGUGAACAGCAUCAUGGAAAAUAUUGUGCCGGUUGCUAAGGAGAAAAAUGUCCUCGUUGUA